GAUUGUCAUGACAACAGCAAAGCGUUCUCAUGCGGCAUUUCAUUAUUUACACCAAAACAAAGCCUGCUAUUCCAAGACCAAACCUACAACUAUAACACUUUCGCUGCCUUCAAGAGGAAAUGCAAAUCUAAUCUUUAUAGCGGAGCUUCAGCGGAAUACCAUGUGACAAGUGCGCCUCGUCCGCGGUGAUGAUUACAUCUCUGACGAAAGCAACGCCAGGAGCUCUGGUGCAAUAAGUGCAUGAAACGCGAGCAGCUCUGAAGGACAACAGUGAACAUUCACGUCUUGUCAUUGACACAACGCUUUUCUUUGAACGCGAAACGAGCUCACGUCGAAGAACACCGCGACAUCUGCAGAUGAAAUGCACUCGCCUUUAGCGACCUAUUUUCUCCUUCCAGUAAACCUCAAGGUCUUUCGCUGUUAGUGGAUCAGGAAGAACGGGCACUGAUGUGACACAUUGGAUCUGAACGCGCUUUCACUUCCACCAGCUCAACCGAUGUUGUCGCAUGAUGAUGAGCUAUUUUGAUAUCCGCGAAGCUAUUUGAAUAUAUUUAUCAGUAAGUCUGGUUAUUUCCAGCGGUUCACAUCAGAUCUCCUGUCAACACACCAUCAGUUCUCUUCAGCCUGCCUUGAUCGAGGAAAUUGGAUCACAAUGGACCCAGAGCAGCAAACUCAAAGCCAGUGUAAAACUAAUGAUGUGGGAUCAUCUGCACAAGCAAAAGACCCGGCAGAAGCGUCCUCCACAUCUUCUCCUGCCACUUCUACACCAGCAGCGGCUCCGGCCCGGCCCAGACGGCCCCAGAGGACCCCGCGAGUGGAAGGAUCGAUCGACGUAUCGGAGCCCAAACCGCAGCAGACGACCCCGACUGGCCCCGACAACCCGUCAGAAGCUCAAACUCAACUCGACGCUGCUAAUGUCAGUCAUGGACCUCCGAGUUCGGCUGGACAGAAGAUUUCAGGACACGCUGCGAUGGCUCGGAGCCACAUUACAAUGAGGACCGCCUCUCUUCCUCAGACCCCAUCAUACAAACCUCCAGCCACAGAUCCUGUCUUUCACCCUCAGAGGGCCCUUUCUGUCGCCGGCACCGCAGACACUCAGUCGCAGGUCGUGGAGGAUUUCAGGGUGCAUAUUAUCACUUGGAACGUGGGCUCAGCCAUGCCUCCUGAAGACAUCACGGCUUUACUGGGCUUGCAUGUUGGCGAUGGGAACACAGACAUGUACAUUAUAGGCUUACAGGAAGUGAACUCAAUGAUCAACAAACGACUGAAAGAUGUUCUUUUCACUGACCAGUGGAGCGAGGUCUUCAUGGAUGCUCUCAGCCCCUUUGGAUAUGUACUGGUGACGUCUCAGAGGAUGCAGGGAAUGCUUCUGCUGGUGUUUUCCAAGUACUUUCACCUUCCUUUCCUGAGAGGCAUUCAGACCCAGACCACUCGCACCGGGCUCGGGGGAAUCUGGGGGAAUAAAGGCGGCGUGAGCGCUCGCAUGACCGUGUUCGGUCAUUCCAUCUGUUUCCUGAACUGUCACCUUCCCGCUCACAUGGAGAACUCAGAGCAGCGCAUGGAGGACUUCGAGAGCAUCCUGCAGCAGCAGCAGUUCGAGGGACAAGCGGCCAUGGGCGUCCUGGAUCACGAUUUGGUUUUCUGGUUUGGAGACUUGAACUUCCGAAUCGAGGACCUUGAGAUGCAAGUUGUGAAAGCAGCUAUUGACAAUAACAAACUGUCCGUACUGUGGGAAAAAGACCAGCUGAACAUGGCUAAAGGCAGCGAGUCUGUGCUCGAAGGCUUCCACGAGGGGCCCAUCAAAUUCCCUCCGACCUACAAGUUUGAUGUGGGAACAGACACGUAUGACACCAGUGGUAAGAAGCGCAAGCCUGCAUGGACUGACCGUAUUCUGUGGCGUCUGAGGCCGACGGCUGCGUUCAGCAACAGCGUGUCGAAGCGAAGCUCCAUGGCGGGACUGAGCAGCGGGACCCGUGUGUCGCAGCACUUCUACCGCAGUCACAUGGAGUACACCGUCAGCGACCACAAGCCGGUCUCCUCUAUUUUCACUCUGCAGUUCCCAUAUAAGGUGGACAUGCCUCUAGUAGAACUCAUUGUAGAGGAUGAAUGGACAGAGAUAUCAGAUGCGGUGGCCACAUUCAAGGUGGUGCCCAACUUUCCUCGAAGCUCCUGGGACUGGAUUGGGCUUUACAAGGUUGGGUUUAAGUACCAUAAAGACUAUGUGUCUUACACAUGGGCCAAGCAGGAAGAGUCUGACUUCCUGAGACAGGAGCACCAGGUGACUUUUACAGAGGAAGAAUUGCCAAAGGAUUCUGGCGACUUCAUACUGGGUUACUACAGCAACAAUAUGAGCUCCAUUGUGGGUGUCACCGAGCCAUUCCAGAUUCAACUGCCAGCCUCCGCCUCCGCUGGUCUAAGCCCGUCUGACAGCUCCGACUUCACGUCUGAUGACGAGGUAAAGAAGGUCGACUCCUGCGACUCGGGUCCCGAGACUGAAGAGCAACAGCACAGCAGCUCCAGACUCACCGAAGAGCAAACGCGCUCGAGCGAGCAGGCCGGGGGCACAGUCGAGUCCAGUGCGGAUGAUAGCUCUAACUCAGGAAAAGAUGCAACCAAGCCAGAGGAAACUUAGCUAAGCACACCACCUUCUCUGGAGGAUCACAUCAGCUCAAGGCUGCAGGUUUCUGCUGUAAUGUCGUUGUAGAUUUACUUGUUUGGAGAUGUUGUGUAAUAUGUUGCAGGGCAGCGGUGAGCGUUUAGUGUGUGGCUCCCUCUGGCAAAUACAAGAGGGCAGACUAAA
Molecule: messenger RNA, 2800 nt
Organism: Pimephales promelas (fathead minnow)
Lineage: Eukaryota; Metazoa; Chordata; Actinopteri; Cypriniformes; Leuciscidae
Gene: inpp5jb
Product: inositol polyphosphate-5-phosphatase Jb
Biological process (GO): negative regulation of peptidyl-serine phosphorylation; phosphatidylinositol dephosphorylation
Cellular component (GO): cytoplasm; ruffle; plasma membrane
Molecular function (GO): phosphatidylinositol-3,4,5-trisphosphate 5-phosphatase activity; phosphatidylinositol-4,5-bisphosphate 5-phosphatase activity
Source: RefSeq, a predicted model, not a curated record